Messenger RNA from Molossus molossus (Pallas's mastiff bat), 2134 nucleotides. RefSeq names its product zinc finger protein 276 (gene ZNF276). Gene Ontology annotation, molecular function: chromatin insulator sequence binding; zinc ion binding. The transcript is spliced from 10 exons. Lineage: Eukaryota; Metazoa; Chordata; Mammalia; Chiroptera; Molossidae. Gene Ontology annotation, biological process: regulation of transcription by RNA polymerase II. Gene Ontology annotation, cellular component: chromosome; nucleus; kinetochore. Bases 274 to 2025 code for a protein of 583 amino acids. The record is from RefSeq and is a predicted model, not a curated record.
UUAUCUUUUCCUGUGGUGUCCUUGUCUGGUUUUGGUCUCAUUGUAAUACUGGCCUUGUUAUGGAGGCAUUUAGAAUUCUUCGAAAGGUUCCCUGGACCAGAAGGCCCUCCACUGACCACAUCUUUCCAAAGGCCAUAUGUUUAGCUGGGAACUCAGAGCCAGAGCCCUACCUUUGGCCCAGACAAGGGCUUGAGUUUUGGCAGUAUAUGUAGGAUCUAGGAAGGCCCCAGGGAGAGUUCUUGUCUACUCGAGGCUGUGGGAGGCUGGCAGAACAUGGGCCUCACCUCCUCUGGGGCCAGUGGCUCCCCUCCUGGACCUGUGUCCUGCAUGCCCUGUGCAGCAAGCAGUCUUGCGGGCUCACUGAGCAUGUUCUGUGCUUGCCCAGGAACAGGCCGGGCUCUUGCCAUGGGGCACUGCCGCCUCUGCCAUGGGAAGUUCUCUGCGCGGAGUCUCCGCAGCAUCUCUGGCCGGGCGCCUGGGCGGAGCUCAGAGGAACCACCCCCAGGGGACCAUGUGUUCGUCAGGGACUUUCAGCACCUGCUGGGCGUGGCCAUCCACCAGGACCCAGCUUUGUCUCAGUUUGUCUGCAAGAACUGCCACACCCAGUUCUACCAGUGCCACGGCCUCCUCAAGUCCUUCCUGCAGAGAGUCAACGUGUCCCCGAUGGGACCCCGGAAGCCCUGCACACAGGGGGGUGCCCAGUCCCGGACAGAGGCUGAGGAGGGAGCGUGUCUGGUGGACCUGAUUACUUCAAGCCCCGAAGGUCUGCGCGGCUUGGUGGGGUGGGUGCACGGACACGCAGGCAGCUGCGGGGCCCUGCCCAGCCUCCAGAGGACACUGUCCUCCGAGUACUGCGGUGUCAUCCAGGCCGUGUGGGGCUGUGACCAAGGCCACAACUACACCAUGGACGCCAACUCCAGCUGCGGGGCUCUCUUGCUGGACAGUGCGUUGGCAGUCAAGUGGACGUGGGACAAGGAGACGGCCCCACGGCUCACCCAGCUGCAGAGGUCCAACCCCCCUGGGGCUGCCCCUGCGAGCUCCCAGGGCAGAGCGACUGCAGCCGGGGCCGAGAUGGAGACACUGCCCAGCGCAGACGUGGCCCAGCCCCUGUCGGACGGCAGCCCUCUGGGGCCUGGGCCGAGUCCCUUGCCUCAGCCAAGCCUGCCCCCGAGUGGGGCUCCAGGGCAGUUGGGGGAGAAGCAGUUUCCUUCUUCAGCCUCGGAUGAUCGGGUAAAAGACGAGUUCAGUGACCUUUCUGAGGGGGACUUCCUGAGCGAAGAUGACAAUGACAAGAAGCAGAAUACCCAGUCGUCAGAUGAUUCCUUUGAGCCUUACCCAGAGAAGAAGGUCUCUGGUAAGAAGAAUGGAAACAAAGACGCCAAGAAGCCUGAAGAACCAAAAAUCCGAAAGAAGCCUGGGCCAAAGCCAGGCUGGAAGAACAAGCUCCGCUGUGAAAGAGAGGAGCUGCCCACCAUCUACAAAUGCCCCUACCAGGGCUGCACAGCCGUGUACCGAGGGGCUGAUGGCAUGAAGGUGCUCAGGGCCUUGCUGUCCCCGCAGAAGCACAUAAAGGAGCACCACGAGGAGGUCCGUGAAAGGCCCUGUCCCCACCCCGGCUGCAACAAGGUGUUCAUGAUCGACCGCUACCUGCAGCGGCAUGUGAAGCUCAUCCACACAGAGGUGCGGAACUACAUCUGUGACGAGUGUGGACAGACCUUCAAGCAGCGGAAGCACCUCCUCGUCCACCAGAUGCGGCACUCGGGAGCCAAGCCUCUGCAGUGUGAAGUCUGUGGGUUCCAGUGCCGGCAGCGGGCAUCCCUCAAGUACCACAUGACCAAACACAAGGCCGAGACCGAGCUGGACUUCGCCUGUGACCAGUGUGGCCGGCGGUUUGAAAAGGCUCACAACCUAAAUGUGCACAUGUCCAUGGUCCACCCAUUGACACAGACCCAGGACAAGGCCCUGCCCCUGGAGCCACCACCUGGGACCACGGAGGGUCAGGCUGUGAAGCCAGAGCCUACCUGAAGGUGUACCAGCAUCUGAACUCGCCAGGUGGUAGAUGAGGCUGAAGGACGAUUUUCAUAGUUCUUCCCAUGAGACCCGAUGGCACAGCUUUGCUCCCUCUUGAGAGCCC